AUGAUUAAUAUAUUAGAGUUCUUUUCAUUAGAUACUCUAGAUACUAGACUAACAAAUAAUAAUAAUAAGAAUCAAUUGAAACUGCUGAGUACACCAAGAUGGAAUACCAUUGAAUUUAAAUUUUAUUACUUGAUUUUUAUCAUCGUUGUUCCAUUAAUGUUUAAAACUGCAAUGGAUGCUUCAAAUGAAACUAAUCCAAAUUAUCCUCGAUUUCAACAUUUGUUAUCUAAUGGUUGGUUAUUUGGUCGUAAAGUAGAUAAUUCAGAUUCUCAAUAUAGUUUUUUUAGAAAUAAUUUUAAAAUGUUAAUUAUACUACUUAUAUCACAUACUUCAAUUAGAAAAUUAACCACUAACAUAUUUACCAAAAGAACUUAUUUUGAUUUCAUAUUUGGUAUCAUAUUUUUAUUUGCUAUCCAUGGAGUUAAUUGUAUCAAAUUAUCAAUCCACUUAAUCAUAAAUUACGCAAUUGGUAGAAUUACAAAUUAUAAAAUUGCAAUAUGGUUAACUUGGAUUUAUGGCAUCCUGACUUUAUUUCUUAAUGAUUGGUAUGGUAAUUUCUCAUUGGGAUUUCUUGAUAAUUCAUUUAAAGGUAUUAUUAUACGAUGGGACGUAUUUUAUAAUUUUACAUUACUUCGUAUGAUUUCAUUUAAUUUAGAUUACAUUGAAAGAAAACGGAAUCUUGAAAAUAUGGAUAAAGUUGAAUCUUUGAUUGAUUUAUCCGAUAGAGAAAGAUUAAUUGCCCCAUUACCAAUUGAAGAAUAUUCAAUAUUUAAUUAUAUUUCAUACCUAUUUUACGUUCCUUUGUUUAUAGCUGGUCCUAUAAUUACAUUUAAUGAUUACAUAUAUCAAUCAAAUUAUCAACAAUGCAAAACAGUAACAAAUUACAAUAGAAUAUUUAUAUAUUUCCUUAGAUUUUUAUUUUGCAUUCUUACUAUGGAAUUCAUAUUACAUUACAUGUACGUCGUCGCAGUAUCAAAAACAAAAGCAUGGAAUAACGACACCCCAUUUCAAAUCUCAAUGUUAGGAAUGUUUAAUUUAAAUAUCAUCUGGUUGAAAUUAUUGAUACCCUGGAGGUUAUUUCGAUUAUGGAGUUUAAUCGACGGGAUAGAUCCACCGGAGAAUAUGAUACGAUGUAUGGAUAAUAAUUAUUCAGCUUUAGCAUUUUGGAGAGCUUGGCAUAGAUCUUUUAAUCGUUGGGUAAUUAGAUAUAUUUAUAUUCCAAUGGGUGGGAGUGGAACAGGUAAAACAAGAUUAUUAAAUAGUCUCUUGGUUUUUUCAUUCGUAGCUAUUUGGCACGAUAUUGAAUUGAAAUUAUUAAUGUGGGGUUGGUUAAUUGUAAUUUUCCUAAUUCCUGAAUUACUGGCAAAACUAUAUUUUAAAAAAUUUGAGAAAGAUUGGUGGUUUAGAUAUGUUUGUGGUUUGGGUGCAGUUAUUAAUAUUUGGAUGAUGAUGAUUGCUAAUUUGAUUGGAUUUUGUUUGGGAACAGAUGGGAUAUUGAUAUUAUUAAAUGAUUUAUUCAAAACUAUGCAAGGUUUUCAAUUUUUAAUUAUUAGUUCUGGAUGUCUAUUUGUUGCUUCUCAAGUUAUGUUUGAAUUGAGAGAGAAUGAAAGGAGGAAGGGGAUUGAUGUGAGAUGCUAG
Messenger RNA from Insectozyma verbasci, 1638 nucleotides. NCBI's taxonomy places the organism in Eukaryota, Fungi, Ascomycota, Pichiomycetes, Serinales, Debaryomycetaceae. The record is from the annotation of a GenBank genome assembly.